GAUAUUUCAUCAUGAUUUGUGAGACUCUUUCCAGAUUACAAAGCUUGAAGGCGAUUUAUACUGAGUAGACCUUGUCUAGCUUAUCUUCACUUUUACAUAUUCUGGGUUUAUUGUGACAUUGAUUGCGCGUUUGUCUGUGUUUAUUAUGGAACUAGCUGUUUCGCUGUCAAAUAACUUUCCUAGGCGCGUUUCAUUUUGUGGAAAUGUUGUACCUAUUUCCUCUAUGAGGCUUUUUGUACACUUCCUCUAGUGACGCUACUAUGAUGCCUGGAUGAAGAAAAAAAGAAGGCUUACGGAAGUAAACUCUGUAAGAUUCAUCUUCCAAUGUACACCGACUUGUUUUAUCCCUUUGUUCUGACUUGCAGUAUGUGAAAUCGACGUUUGAACGGUGUCUGCACAUCGUAUUACAUGGGUAUUCCUGAAAUGACUCCUUCAAGGUUGGUCACACAUCAUCAGACAACAAAAAGAUACUGUGCGAUACGUAUGAGGAAGAGUUAUUCAAUGGUUUAAGAAAUAGGUAACUGCAGUUCUCGUGGUUCCGCAGUCAUGUUACAAAACAGAGAUGCAGCCCUCAAGUGGUUGUGGUAGCGUUCCCGUUCACCUCAUAAUGGAAUCUGAUCAAUGCCGGGCAUACUUCUUUAUACCCUUACUUCCUGCCGUACAUAAUUUUAUGAGCGGUACUGACCUUCCGUAUUCGCUGUCGGUAUGGCAGAGAAGGGGGACUUGGCUAUGCACUUGCUCGUGGCAACCUCUUUUAACUGUUCCAUACUGCGCCUUCAUUCGUUUUUUUUUGUGUUGGAUAUCGAUCCUUUUGUCCGCGCAACACCUUCAGGUAUUUUUUCCCUUUUUAUUUAUUUCACUGCUUGCCUUACUCUUAUGUGAAUGGGGUGAUAAUAAGGGUUUGUGUCUUUGAAUCCGAAGCGUACUAUUCGUCUCGGACUACUGUUUUUUA
Messenger RNA from Phytomonas sp. Hart1, 952 nucleotides. NCBI's taxonomy places the organism in Eukaryota, Euglenozoa, Kinetoplastea, Trypanosomatida, Trypanosomatidae. The record is from the annotation of a GenBank genome assembly.